Saccostrea cuccullata (small rock oyster) is the source of this 784-nucleotide messenger RNA. RefSeq names its product zinc finger protein 862-like. The record is from RefSeq and is a predicted model, not a curated record. The transcript has 4 exons. The coding region runs from base 137 to 784 and encodes 215 amino acids. Lineage: Eukaryota; Metazoa; Mollusca; Bivalvia; Ostreida; Ostreidae.
CUUAGCAGAAUCAACGGCUUCCAAAGCCCUUGUGAUGAUAAACUAGGCUGCUGUGGAGAAGUUAACAUUUUUAUUCAGAAAUGCACACUGUAUUGCGAAAUCAGGAAGACCAUUCACUGACUAUGUAACACUCUGCAUGUUAGAUAAAGCAAAAGGUUUGCAGAUUGGCAAUACUUAUCUAACCGAUAAGUAUUGCCAGCAGUUUGUGUCAUAUAUAGCUGAUGUACAUAGAGAUCUACAGAAAGAGAAAGUUGAACAUGCUUCAUUCCUUUCAAUUAUAUCGGAUGGAUCUACUGAUACCUCUUCUAAGGAAACCGAAAUCGUAUAUAUUAAAGCAUCUGUGAACUGUGAGGUGUUCACAUACUUUGCUGGACUAAAACAUGUUAGCAAAGCUGACGCCGAGGGGAUUUCAAGAGCCAUUUCAGGCUUAUUGGAUACAAGAUUUGGACCCCUUUGGCGUUCCAAGGUGGUCGCCAUGAGCACUGACGGAGCUUCGGUUAUGGUGGGUAAAAAAGGGGGCGUUGUCAAGAUGAUCAGCUACAUGACAAACAGGCCUUUUCUUAAGGGGAUACACUGCUCAGCACACAGGUUUGAAUUGGCGUACAAAGAUGGCAUCAAAGAUAUUCCAAUACAUAAGAAGUGUGAACUCCUUCUUCUAAAUUUGUAUCUGUUCUACAAAUACAGUUCACUGAGCAGAGCAAAUCUUAAGAUAGCAUUUGAUUCCAUUGGGAAAAAUGUUGGUCCCAACCCGUGUAGGUGGAACAAGGUGGUUACCCCAUACUGA